AUGUAUUUAAAAUCAAUUCGUUUUCUAUUCACUCCUUAUCGAACAUCCCCAUCCAAAAUAUUUUGUCGUUGCCAACAUGUUCAAACACAAGAUUUAGUUGUUGAACGUGUCUAUCGUCAAUUGAAAUUAGGCGAAUAUGAAACACGUUUAAUUCGUAAUUUUUGUAUUAUUGCUCAUAUUGAUCAUGGAAAAUCGACGUUGGCCGAUCGUCUUCUAGAAAUUACGGGUACCAUACCAAAAUCAAAAGAGAAUCGACAAGUACUCGAUAAACUAGAAGUGGAAAGAGAGAGAGGAAUCACAGUUAAAGCGGCCGCGGCAUCAAUGUUUUAUGAAUAUAAAAAUGAAAAAUAUUUAUUAAAUUUGAUCGAUACACCAGGACAUGUUGAUUUUUCUACUGAAGUAGCUCGUUCAUUAUCCGCCUGUCAAGGUGCUAUACUUCUCGUUGAUGCUUCACAAGGUAUUCAAGCACAAACCGUUGCCAAUUUUCUCUUGGCAUGUGAUUCAUUUCUCGAAGUAUUAGCCGUCAUUAAUAAAAUUGAUUUAAAAGAUGCAAAAAUUAAUAAAACUCUCGAACAAAUCACUAAGGAAUUUGGUAUUCCAAAUGAAAAUAUUCUUAAAAUAUCAGCAAAACAUGGUACCAAUUGUACAUCGAUAUUAGAUCAAAUUAUUGAAAAAUUACCACCACCAGUGUGUGAUCGUCAACAAAAUUUAAGAUUAUUGGUAUUUGAUUCAUAUUACGAAUCAUGUCCAAUUGUUAUUGUCGCUGUUAUGGAUGGUGUAAUUCGACCUGGAGAUAAAAUUCAGAGUAAACUGACUACAAAGACCUAUACGGUAUUAGAAACUGGUAUAUUUGCACCAGAAAGAAUGCGUGCGGAAGCAUUGUACGCAGGACAAGUUGGAUAUGUUAUCUGUGAUACAAAGAUAUCAGAUACAGUAGUAGGCGAUACAUGGCAUCAUCUAGGCAUAGAUGUAAAAUCAUUGACAUCAUUUAAAAUUCCUCGACCAAUGGUCUUUGCAGGCUUUUAUCCAAUUGACGAGUCAAACUACAAUCAAUUUGAGCAAUCAAUUGAACGUUUGUCACUUAACGAUACAGGCGUUCGUGUUCAAACCGAUUCGAAUCCAGCAUUUGGCAAAGGUUUUCGUUUAGGUUUUUUGGGUUUGUUGCAUAUGGAAAUUUAUUCACAACGUUUACAAAGUGAAUUUGGGCAACAAAUAAUUACCACGAUACCAGGAGUCGCUUAUAAGUGUAAAAUUAUUGGGAAAGAUAAUAUUAAACAACAUGGAUCAGAUUUAUUACUCAUUAGUGAUUCAAUGAAAUGGCCAGAUACGAAUAUCAUUCAACAAUGUUAUGAGCCCAUGGUUCUAGGUCAAAUAGUUUCGCCUACAAUUUGUUCAUUACCGUUAAAAAUACUUUGUACCGAACGUCGUGGAGUAUUAAUUGAAGAAUAUUCAAUUGAUGAAAAACGAACACUAUUUAAAUAUAAACUACCUCUAGCAGAAAUUGUCUACGAUUUCUUUGAUCAAUUAAAACAAAUUACAUCUGGUUAUGGUACAUUUGAUUAUGAAGACAGUGAUUAUGAAGCAGCAAAUAUUGUUAAAUUAAAAAUACUAAUUAAUCAAGAAUCAAUUGAUGAAUUAGCCGUUCUUUGUCAUUCAGCCCGUGCUAAAGCCAUUGGUCAAGAUAUUGUAUCGAAAUUACGAGAAAAUAUUGACCGUCAACAAUAUAAAAUAACUAUUCAAGCAUGCGUUCAUUCGCAUGUACUCGCUAGAGAAAUAAUUCAACCGUAUAAAAAAGAUGUUGGUGCAAAAUUGUACGGUGGUGAUAAAACGCGUCUUAUGAAACUAUUAAAACGACAAGAAGAAGGAAAAGAACGAAUGAGACAAAUAGCCAAUAUUGAAGUACCAAGACAAGCAAUUAUCUCGGUUUUAAAACGAAAUAAAUCUUGA
Molecule: messenger RNA, 1947 nt
Organism: Didymodactylos carnosus
Lineage: Eukaryota; Metazoa; Rotifera; Eurotatoria; Philodinida; Philodinidae
Source: the annotation of a GenBank genome assembly